Messenger RNA from Dreissena polymorpha, 998 nucleotides. Its product is annotated as sodium-dependent glucose transporter 1-like. The record is from RefSeq and is a predicted model, not a curated record. Bases 6 to 998 code for a protein of 330 amino acids. Lineage: Eukaryota; Metazoa; Mollusca; Bivalvia; Myida; Dreissenidae. The transcript has a single exon.
CAGUAAUGACGACGGACAUUGUUGAUAUAUGGGGCAACCAGGCAGGUCCCUACAUCCAGGGAUACCACCUUAUCUGGAGCAUCGGUGCCACAAUAUCGACUUUCUCGGCGGAACCGUUUCUGGCGCAAAAACAUUCAGUGCCCAAGAAUGACUCUACUGUACAAGCGUGUAACUCUUCGGUCCUUCUUAACAAUGGGCAAAGUAAUCGCUCAAGCGCGGGUUGUGAGAAUGAAUUUAUCAACGGCAAAUCGAAGGUGUAUAUCGUAUUCAUGAUCACCACCGGGAUCCACGUGGUCUCCACAAUGUUGUACAUCGUCGUCCUCGCAACUCAUGGCGUCAUUCACAAACGAAUCGACUUCCAUUACCUGAUCAAUGGAUCAAGUAGCAAAGAAACAAAGUAUGGUCUCUCAUCGCGAAUGCAAGUGGUCUUCACUUUACUAUUGUCAUUACACCUCACUCUCUACUUGAUGCUAAAUAGCGGCUUGUCUAACUUUUUGAUGACCUUUGUCACCACCACUCUUAAUUGGAACCCAUUAGAAGGCACACUUAUAAACUCCGCUUUCCGAAUAACAUUUGCCGCGGGGAGAGCUUGUGGAAUUGUUUUACUCAAGUACACUAGUGUGACAACCUCACUUUUUCUGAACCACGCGGCAUUGAUAGUUGGCGGCACGUUGUUAAUAGUUUCCAUAGUCCUUGACAUUCGCGCGUUUCUGUGGGUGGGCGUCUGUAUAUGCGGGCUGGGAAUGUCGAGCGUGUACGCCGGUAUAUUAACCUGGAUAUCCUAUCACGUGACGCGCCUCACGGGUAAGGUCGCCGCGACCUUGUCCGUCCUGGUUUACCUGGGCGCUAUGCUAUAUCCGGUGCUGGUUGGGUAUUUGAUGGAGCGCUUCUCACAACUUUGGCUCAUAUAUGUCCACUGCAUCAUCGUUGUUGCCAUGAGUUUCGGCUAUCUAUUCGUGGUUAUAGCUCACAAACGUCUCACGAGAGAUUUCAAGUAG